AUGACCCACCGAAGCUUAAGCUACAGUGGAUUGGAUGAAAUCGACCCCGGGCUCCAACGCCCACGAAGCACUCCAAUCCAAUUCCAGAACAGAUCAACGGAAAGACAGGGAGAGCCGAGAACAUGGAUCGCGCCGUCGAACCAUUCGAUCCCCAAAAAUCGAACUCCAUCUGCCACGAGGACCUUCCACCAAACGGGAUUCGAUAACUCAACAGAACAAGCUCGGAGGCAUGAUCUUCGCGGUCCCGUCAAUAUCGAUCCCCAAAGGGAAGACCUAGGGAUCCCGAAUGAAACCAGAGCGUUUCAGAAUUAUAUCGAGAGGAACGAUGCCGAGCUGAAAAGGAUACAUGCGAUCGUGCAUAUGGCAACAAGCUCUGUCCCAGAUAUCGACAUGGUCAUCGAGGAAACCAGAAGGACUCCAUUUACAAACAGAAUCGCCAGCGUCAGGCUGCAUCACGUCGGGAAGUUAAAAUUCCCUGAAUAUGCAGGAAACACGGACCCAAAGGCCCACGUACGAGCCUUCUGUUUGGCAAUAUCGAGAGCACACCUCAACGAUGAAAAAGAGGCCAGUUACUGCCGCUUCUUCGCCGAGAGCCUCACGGGGGCCGCCCUCGAAUGGUUUGCUGAAUUAGAAGAAAACUCGAUUGACAAUUUCACUCAGUUGGUAUCUACGUUCCUCAAACCGUAUUCAGUCUUCAUAGAGACAAGAGUUACCGAGGUAGAUCUUUGGAAUCUCAAGAAAGCACCUUUCGAGCCAUUGAGAGCGUACAUAAACAAGUUCCGAGAAAUCAAGGCCAAGAUUUCGCAUCCGAACGAGGUCGUCGCCUUAGCAGAAUUGAAGAACGGCGUCUGGUUCUCAUCCAAAUUUAGGGACGAACUAGCAGUACGAGCACCUAUCUCGUUGGAUGACGCCCUACACCGAGCCUCUUACUUCGCCACCCACGAAGAGGAGGUCGCAACCUUAAAAGAACAGUAUAGCGCGAACAAGAAUAAUGCGGCUAAAAAGCCUACUGCUUCUAAGGAGCCGGCGACCAAAGGACAACAUUCCUAUGCAAUAAACAGCUCACCGCAAAAGUCUUCGACAUACGACCUCAGCAAAUAUUGUGCCUUCCAUGACCGCAAAGGCCAUUCGACAGAAGAAUGUCGAGCCGCGCUUAGCAGUCAGAGCGAAAAUAAGAAAACCACUGAAGAAACCGGAGAGGAAGAGUAA
Messenger RNA from Brassica napus (rape), 1209 nucleotides. RefSeq lists its product as uncharacterized. NCBI's taxonomy places the organism in Eukaryota, Viridiplantae, Streptophyta, Magnoliopsida, Brassicales, Brassicaceae. The record is from RefSeq and is a predicted model, not a curated record. The transcript has a single exon. Bases 1 to 1209 code for a protein of 402 amino acids.